Cucurbita maxima (winter squash) is the source of this 3731-nucleotide messenger RNA. RefSeq lists its product as uncharacterized. The record is from RefSeq and is a predicted model, not a curated record. Lineage: Eukaryota; Viridiplantae; Streptophyta; Magnoliopsida; Cucurbitales; Cucurbitaceae. The transcript is spliced from 13 exons. Gene Ontology annotation, molecular function: poly(A) RNA polymerase activity; mRNA binding. Gene Ontology annotation, cellular component: nucleolus; TRAMP complex. Bases 73 to 3729 code for a protein of 1218 amino acids. Gene Ontology annotation, biological process: RNA 3'-end processing.
ACUUCCAGUCAUUUUUUGAGUUUUCAGAUACAUGAGAUUCUGAGGUGGACAAGUGGACUUGCGGAGCAUGAGAUGGGGCUCUUUAGUGCCGAAUGGAAUAAACCAUUUAGGUACAAUUGUACUAUAUCUCCAUCAAGGUCCAUGUUAGCAUCCCAAGCGGACCUGCAUAUAGACUUCAACAUUAUUCCAGCUACACAUUCUGGAAAACCUUCUUCCUUAUCCAACAUAUUUAGAAAAUUGCUUGUGCUUCAGGAUAUUGUUACGAUGGUAUCUUCGUGUCUUCAUGAUGAAUACUAUAAGAGUAAUCUCUUUUACAGCACUUUGGGUUCUAUCUGUGCCAUCCCUGAUUGUAUAUUAAGAAAAUUGCGGGAAUUUCUUAUGUUUAUUUCACUUGAUUGCACAAAACUUGAACUUCUAGGAGAGGGGAAUAGUAAGUCCUUGCCUAGUAAAUCAACAGAGAAUCUAGGUGCUUCCCGUCGAAGGAAAAAGGGAAAGAGCCGGAAAUCACAGAAUCCUGUGCCGAAGGCAUGUAUAGGUGAUUUAUCAUGUAAUAAAUUUCAUAAGCCUCAGGAUUUGGACAAGGAGUGUGCUCAUAAAGGGAGAGAAGAUAUGAUGGAAUCCACAAUGCCUAUUUUGUCCAAGGGAAAUGAUACUUGCAGAGAAAUGUCAGCAGAUGUAUCAAAAACGGUACAUGACCAUAUAAUGAGUGUUGGAAAAAAUCAAGGUACUACAAGGAAGAAGAAAAAACACAAAAGUAAAAACUCUGGUGGGAACAACAGAUUAGUUGAAAUAAUACCUUCUGAAGGGCCAACCGCUAAAUUCUCCUCUCCAUCUUUUAGUUCUCAGGAUCAGGUAGCAGAGUUGGAUAGCAUGUUCAGAAAACCUUUCAUUUCAAAUAUCAAGAAUGAUAGUUCAAAUAAUUAUGACAGUUUAACUUCAAACUCAAGUCCUAUAGUUCCCUCUAGUGAGCCUAAUAGAGAGUAUAACAGUAACCAAAAUGUUGAAGUACAUGAAAUUUCUGGGCCAACGGAAUCUGUCUGUCACGUUGGUCCUGGAGAAUCUCAGUUCCCAAAAGGAAUAAUUGAAAAUCAAUGCGUAUCAUCUACAUUAGUUCCUUCUCAUUUUCCUUCAUUGGAGUUAAAGAAUAUUGUCAAAAGUGAUGUCAAUGUGAAUGGCUCUGUGCGAUCUUGUGAAUUACGAGAAAAAUCAUCUUUGUUAGAUAAACUUCCGAGAACUUUUGAUAUACAGGAGAAAUCAUGCCUAUCUCGAGAUCAAUUUAGUGGUGACAUUUGUAAUACUAGGACCUUGAAUUCUUCGUUCAAUUCACAUCUCCCGCCUGCUACUGAUAGAUUACAUUUAGAUGCUGGUCAUAAUUGGCACAAUCAUUUCCGUCGGUCUUUCACACCUGCAAUGCAUCAACCAAGAAGUUCUUCUGUUAAAGGUGGUUGCAAUCCAAUUCUGACUCGACCACUGUUAAUGAGUCUAGAUUGGCCCCCUGUCUUACGAAGUGCUUCUGGCUUGGCUUCAACAAUGACGUCAAAUCAUGAUUUUGGGUUUCUUCCUAGGAGACAAUCUACUUUUCGGCAGGGGUUCCCUACUAACAGCAAUCAGAUUAGUACGGAAGAUGAAAAGUACUCUGGUAAUCUCACUGAUUUUCCUGAUUUGUCAAAUAAUCAGGACCUAGCAGAUGAGUGUGAUGGAAACUGGAUAUCGGAGGAAGAAUUGGAAAUGCAUGCAGUUUCUGGGUUAGACUACAAUCAGUAUUUCGGUGGUGGUGUAAUGUACUGGAAUCCUUCUGAUCACCAUGGGACAGGGUUUUCUCGACCUCCUUCUCUUAGUUCUGAUGAUAGCUCAUGGGCUUGGUGUGAAGCUGACAUGAACCGAACUGUUGAUGAUAUGGUUGCUUUCUCUUCUUCUUACAGUAAUGGAUUGGCAUCCCCAACUGCUACGUCAUUCUGUUCUCCUUUUGAUCCACUGGGAUCUGGAAAACAGGCGCUUGGUUAUGUGGUGCAAGGACCUGAUCUACCCACCAACAUGCUUCAUUCCUCACUGACUAUGAAUGAUUCGGUGACAGAGGAGGAUGCUCCUAGAUCUUUGGCAAAUUUGCCUAGUGAUGUUGAAGGGAAGACAGGAGACUCACAUCCAUUUCCAAUGUUGCCGCCUAUUGUUAUUCCAAAUAUGUCAAGGGAAAGAUCAAGAUCUGAGUUCUGCCAUGGUUUUGACCAUAAAAGCCCAUGCAUCCCUCCCACUAGGAGAGAGCAAUCUCGAGUAAAGCGGCCACCAUCUCCUGUAGUUCUUUGUGUUCCACGGGCACCAAUACCACCUCCACCUUCUCCUGUAAGCGACUCCAGGAAGCACAGGGGAUUUCCUACUGUUAGAUCUGGUAGCUCAAGUCCAAGGCAUUGGGGUGUAAAGGGUUGGUAUCCUGAUGGAACUAAUUUGGAAGAAGCAUGCUUACAUAUUGAUGGUGCUGAAGUUGUCUGGCCUAAUUGGAGAAAUAAAAGUAAUUCUAAUUGCUCGACAGUUCAACCUUUAUCAUUAAUAGCAAUGCCCCAGAUAGCUCUCGAUCAGGAGCAUCCAGAUGUUGCGUUUCCUCUCUUUCCCCCAACAACAAGCUGUCCUGUAAAAAAGGAAUCUCUUUCUUUGAUGCAUAGCUGCCUAAAUGAUGAGAUCAACUCUUUCUGCAAGCACGUUGCUGCAGAAAACAUGACUAAGAAGCCUUACAUCACAUGGGCUGUUAAACGGGUCACGCGGUCCCUUCAAGUCUUAUGGCCCAGGUCCAGGACAAACAUUUUUGGUUCAAAUGCAACAGGUUUAUCCCUUCCCACGAGUGAUGUGGACCUUGUGGUUUGUCUGCCUCCAGUGAGAAAUCUGGAACCUAUUAAGGAAGCUGGGAUCCUAGAGGGGCGUAAUGGUAUUAAAGAAACCUGCCUUCAGCAUGCAGCCAGAUAUCUUUCCAAUCAGGAAUGGGUAAAAAGUGAUUCCUUAAAGACGGUGGAAAAUACUGCUAUACCUAUUAUCAUGCUUGUUGUUGAAGUUCCCCACGAUCUCAUUGCUUCAUCCACUUCAAAUAUGCAAUCAUCCAAGGAGGAGUCCUCUGCCGUAUCUGGGGAACAAGAUGUCAACCUUCUUAAUGAUAUGGCUAGUUUAGAAGAUUCUGCGCUGCAAAAAUGUUUGGUUGUGAAAUAUGAUUCCUCAUCUAGCACCAAGUCAGUUCGUAUUGACAUCAGUUUCAAGACUCCAUCACAUACGGGACUCCAAACUUCUGGGCUGGUAAUCCAUAUUUGGAACAUAGCAUACUUCACUUUCGUUUUUAAAUUUCUUGUUGCUCUUUUGCAGGUAUUGUUGAUUGUACGCUUUCUCCAGCAUGAACAUCAUCUUAGCCGUCCUAUCAACCAAAACUUUGGGAGCCUUUUAAUGGACUUCCUUUACUUCUUUGGGAAUGUCUUUGAUCCUCGUCAAAUGCGUAUUUCAAUACAGGGGAGUGGAGUCUAUAUUAAGAGAGAAAGGGGAUAUAGCAUUGAUCCUUUACAUAUUGAUGAUCCUCUUUUCCCCAUGAAUAACGUUGGACGAAAUUGUUUCCGUAUUCAUCAAUGUAUCAAGGCUUUUUCAGAAGCUUAUUCUAUUUUGGAGAGUGAGCUGAUAUCCCUUAAUGAUAAUGGUGAUUCUAGUUCAGAUGCAACUAAUAGUGUGCUGCAGAAAAUAAUCCCUAGCAUUGAUUUAUCAUAAGG